AUGGCAAGGAUGUUAAAUGGCAAUUCGUACACUAUCCCCCGUAAAGAACGCUGUUAUAAAGAACGUUCAAUGAAGACACCAACGCUCUCAGAAAUUGCAGAAGUUCUACAAAAUGGAAUGCAACCUUUGUUCCACCGAUUGAAAGUGGACGUAACUAGCUGCCCUUGUCUAACAAAAGAACCAUACAAUCUUGCCGGUGUAGGAUUAUGUGGUAACACGGCGAUAAUAGAACUCGGUGAGAAACCCACAGAAAACGUAUCGGAUUGGAAAGAUAGAACAUGUGAUAUUAAGUCUGUGUUGAAAACCAAUUGCAGUGAUUCCUUUGUCAUUGGAAGUAGUUACGCUACAAAACCACACAUGCCUUAUUACGGACAUCUCAUUAUGAAUGCAACGUACAGAGCACCUGAGAGUUUUACGAAUGCGAGUCGCAUUGUUUUCAUAGAGACAGGUAACGGACAAAGAAGGAUAGAAACGGUAACUGAUCCUAAUCAAUUAACAUGCACCCACAACGGCUGUUUUUUUGUUAGCGAGGGUAGGCCAGGCAAUGUUGUGAGAGUGCGUGCUAAAGGUCGCAAGAUGAUUAACACAGACAUCAUAACUUCAAUGCAAACCGUUCUUUAUGAAAGUUUUGGAAAAGAUUCGACUGAAACUGUUGCUUUAGGUGGUGUUCUAAGAAUGAGAUACGGACAAGUAGCGUGUAAUGUUAUGUUGGACGAAUAUCCGGAUGAGAAGUUACAAUUUGUAAAUUUUUAUUUUCAACAGCAAUAUUCCAAGAUAAACCUAGAAUCAGAUAUGAUAGCCGUUGGUGUAAUAUUUGACGAUCUGCCAAUACUAAUCUCUGACGAGGAGCAUUACGGAAUUAGCAUAUACAAUAGAAGUGAGUUCCAUUGUUUUUCUGAUCAUGGAACAGGCGGACAAUUUAUUAGCGAUAUUUCUCCGGAUACGACGGAAUACGAAGGUUACUUCAACGUAGUAAAGAAGUACAUUGUACUUAAAUAG
Cyphomyrmex costatus is the source of this 999-nucleotide messenger RNA. Its product is annotated as ester hydrolase C11orf54 homolog. Lineage: Eukaryota; Metazoa; Arthropoda; Insecta; Hymenoptera; Formicidae. Gene Ontology annotation, molecular function: hydrolase activity, acting on ester bonds; zinc ion binding. The coding region runs from base 1 to 999 and encodes 332 amino acids. The transcript is spliced from 6 exons. Gene Ontology annotation, cellular component: nucleus. The record is from RefSeq and is a predicted model, not a curated record.